GCAAAUCAACAGGCUGGGAAGAUGGUGGCUGGGGAGCCUGGGAUGAAGCAGAAUCACAAGAACCUGAAGAAGAGGAAUCUACUUCCAAGAACCAGAGAAAUUACUGGCUUCAGGACUGUGUGUUGUCCUUGUCACCAACAAAUGACCUGAUGGUAAUAGCUAAUGAACAGAAAGCAGUCUUCUUAGUGCCUAAAUGGAAGCACAGUGACAAGGGAAAAGAAGAAAUGCAAUAUGCUGUGGGCUGGAGUGGCUCUCUGAAUGUUGAAGAAGGUGAAUGUGUGAGUAGUGUAUUGUGUAUCCCAUUGGCAAGUCAGAAGAGGAGUUCCACAGGCCGUCCUGACUGGACCUGCAUUGUUGUUGGCUUCACCUCUGGCUAUGUUCGUUUCUACACCGAGAGUGGAGUCCUACUUCUUGCACAGCUUUUAAAUGAAGAUCCUGUCCUGCAGCUUAAGUGCAGAACCUAUGAAAUUCCCAGGCAUCCUGGUGUCACAGAACAGAAUGAAGAAUUAAGUAUCUUGUACCCAGCAGCAAUUGUGACAAUUGAUGGUUUCAGCCUCUUUCAGUCCCUUCGUGCAUGCCGCAAUCAGGUAGCAAGAGCUGCAGCAUCUGGCAAUGAGAAUGUUCAGCCUCCACCAUUAGCUUAUAAGAAAUGGGGUUUGCAAGAUGUGGAUGCAAUUGUUGACCAUGCUAGUAUUGGCAUCAUGACACUGUCUCCUUUUGAUCAAAUGAAGACUGCCUCCAAUAUAGGUGGAUAUAAUGCAGCUAUAAAAAACAGCCCACCUGCUAUGUCUCAGUAUGUUACUGUUGGAUCCAAUCCUUUCACUGGUUUCUUUUUUGCCCUGGAGGGUAGCUCACAGCCACUGUUGUCUCAUGUUGCCUUAGCAGUUGCAAGUAAACUGACUUCAGCAUUAUUUAAUGCUGCCAGUGGCUGGCUCGGUUGGAAGAGUAGACAUGAAGAAGAACCUGCCCAAAAACAGAAGCCAAAAAUGGAACCUGCAACCCCAUUGGCAGUGAGGUUUGGAAUUCCAGAUUCCCGUCGCCAUGGUGAAAGAAUAUGUCUUUCUCCAUGUAACACUUUGGCAGCGGUAACAGAUGAUUUUGGAAGGGUUAUUUUACUGGACGUUACAAGAGGACUUGCAGUUCGCAUGUGGAAAGGAUACCGUGAUGCAGAAGUUGGUUGGAUACAGACUGUAGAGGACCUUCAUGAGAGGGAAACUGAGAAGAUGGAUUUUUCUCCUUUUGGAAAUGCACAAGGUCCCAGCAGAGUGGCUCAGUUCCUUGUGAUCUAUGCUCCGAGGAGAGGCAUUCUGGAAGUAUGGAGCACGCAGCAAGGGCCUCGGGUUGGAGCCUUCAAUGUGGGGAAAUAUUGCAGAUUGUUGUAUCCUGGUUAUAAAAUAAUGGGUCUAAACAAUGUGACCAGUCAGGGAUGGCAGCCCCAGACUUACCAGAUAUGCCUUGUUGAUCCCAUCUCUGGAAGUGUGAAAACUGUCCAUGUACCUUUCCAUUUAGCACUGAGUGAUAAAAAGAGUGAGCGAGCAAAGGAUAUGCAUCUAGUGAAGAAGUUAAAUGCUUUACUCAAAGCUAAAACCUCAGAUCCGGAUUUGAUUGAAACUGAAACAAAGGAAUUAAUACUUGAUAUCAAAUACCCUGCUACAAAGAAACAGGCUCUGGAAAGUAUAUUGACAAGUGAACGUGUGCCGCUUUCAUCUCUCACAAACAUCACUCAGACAUUAAUGGAUAAUUUAAAAAAACAGGAGCUCGAGUGUGUGGAUGAAGGACUACUGCAGUUCUGCGCAAACAAGUUAAAGCUGUUGCAUCUUUAUGAACUAGUUAGCAAACUAAAUUCCCAAAGCAUACAGAAAGAUACUCCACCCUCAGAUAAUGACUUGGCUAAACUGCUUCGGCUGGAAGAAAAAGAUUUUCAUAGGCUCCAAACUUUACUGGAAAACUACAAGAAAGAAAACACCCAAACUACUGUUCAGUUUGGUGAUGAGAAGGAUGAUGUGUUGUCUGUGAAAAUGUUCUUAGAGUAUUUGGAAUAUGAAAAGGACAUGAUUAAUGUGAAAAAUAUGGAAGACAGAGAAUUUGUGGCUUUAGGCAGUUUUUUCUUCUGGAAGUGUUUGUGUGGGGAGUGUUCUACAGAGGAAAUGUGUCAUGUGUUGGAAUCAGCAGGGUUUAGUCCUCAAAUCUUGUUGUCACUCCUUCUCAAUUUAUGGCUUUCCAAGGAAAAAGAUAUUCUAGACAAACCAGAUUCUGUCAGUUGCCUUCACACUAUGCUGUCACUUCUGAGCAAAAUGAAAGUUGCUAUAGAUGAGUCAUGGGAUACCCAGUCUGUUUCCCCGUGGUGGCAGCAAAUGCGUACAGCUUGUGUUCAGUCUGAAAAUAAUGCCGCUGCCUUGUUAUCUGCUCACGUUGGGCAUUCUGUAACUGCACAGAUAAUUGAGUGUGUGACAGAGAAAAAGUUUGCCCAAAUAACUGUAGGUUCGGACACAGAAUCCUGGGAAGCACUUUCCCUUGAUGCGGAAUAUUGGAAACUUCUGCUGAAACAGUUAGAGGAUUGUCUGAUACUUCAAACACUACUGCAUAGCAAAGUGAGCAAAAGGACAAAAAGAGUUUCAUCACUCCAGACUGAGCCCUUGGGCAGGCUUUCUGUAAAGAAAUUGCUUGAAGCUGGAAAAGGAGGUAUUGCUGACACUGUAGCAAAGUGGGUUUUUAAGCAAGGCUUCAGUCCUCUUGUGCUGAAUCUGGCCCAACAUAAAACCAAUACAGAUAAUACUGAAGAAUCUGUGGAAAUGAAUACUAAUAUCUUUCUUGAGGAACCAGAAGUAGAUGCAGGCUUGGAAACAAUCCUAGAGCUGCUGCAACUAGCGUAUCAGCAAUUUCCAUGUAGUCUUGAAGUGGAUGUACUCCAUGCACAUUGCUGUUGGGAAUAUGUAGUGCAGUGGAAUAAGGACCCUGAGGAAGCAUGUUUUCUCGUUAGGUCUAUAGAUCAUCUAAGAUGCAUCGUUAAUGCUCACGUUCAGCAUGGUAUCGCCCUGAUGAUGUGGAAUACAUUCAUAGUGAAAAGGCUUUCCUCUGCUACAUAUCUAAUGGACAAGGUUGGAAAAGCUCCAAAGGACAGAUUAUGCAGACGGGCAA
Pterocles gutturalis (yellow-throated sandgrouse) is the source of this 3138-nucleotide messenger RNA. RefSeq names its product RAB3 GTPase activating protein subunit 2 (non-catalytic) (gene RAB3GAP2). The transcript is spliced from 28 exons. Gene Ontology annotation, biological process: regulation of GTPase activity. The annotation marks the transcript as partial. Lineage: Eukaryota; Metazoa; Chordata; Aves; Pterocliformes; Pteroclidae. The record is from RefSeq and is a predicted model, not a curated record.